ACGCCUUCCCAGCCGGCCGGAAGUGACGCUCGGGGCGGGGCCUGUGGAGCGAGGCUGGAGGGGCAGCAGCAGGUCUGCCUGGGUUUAUGAAGGUACUGAAUACCUGUCCAAACCUAGUGACCAGAUGUACCAGCAGUUGGCCAGAAGCUAGUAUUGAACACAUCUUCCUGCCACCAGUGACCAGCAAUUAGACUUUGGGAUGUGCACAUGAUGAUGGACAGCAGGGAUCAAGAAGCUGAAAUCCACCCCUUGAAAAAUGAAGACAGAAAAUCACAGGAAAACCUGGGAAACCAACUAAAAAAUGAAGAUAACUUGAAAAGUAUGCCUCUGCAGUCCCGGUUGUCCCGAUGCCGAGCAGUGGCUUUUUUCCUUUCAUUGUUUAUCUGCCUUUUUGUGGUGUUUGUCAUCUCAUUCAUCAUCCCAUGCCCUGACCGACCUGCGUCACAGCGCAUGUGGAGGGUCGAUUAUAGUGCAGCAGUCACCUAUGACUUUCUGGCUGUGGAAGACAUAAACAGGGACAGGAUCCGAGAUGUUUUGUUUCUUUAUAAACAUACCAACAGCAGCAGUAAUUUCAGCCGAUCCUGUGCUGAUGAAGGCUUAUCCUCUCCCUGCACCUUUGUGGCAGUCGUGUCAGGGGCCAACGGCAGCAUGCUGUGGGAGAGGCCUGUGGCCUCAGAUGUGGCCCUUGUGAAGUGUGCUGUGUCCCAGCCAAGGAGCAGCGAGGUGUCAUCUGCCUGCAUCCUCGUGGGCAGGCCCCAUUCUGUCAUUGCAGUCGACUUAUUCUCAGGGAAAACCCUGUGGACCCAUCCCAGCAGUCUGGGCAGGAAUGCUUCAAUCCUGAGCCCUUUACUCCAGUUGCCCGAUGUUGAUGGUGAUGGGACCCCAGACCUGCUGCUUCUGGUCCGGGAGGAAGAGGAGGUUAAUGGUUAUAUCUACUCAGGCACCACUGGGCAUCAGAUCGGCCACAGAGGCAGCCUUGGAAUAGACGGGGAAAGUGGCUUCCUCCUCCAUGUCACCAGGACGGGUGCCCACUACAUCCUCUUCCCCUGUGCAAGCUCCCUCUGUGGCUGCUCUGUGAAAGGUCUCUAUGAGAAGGUGACCAGGAGAGACGGCCCAUUUAAGAAAGACCCCCUGUGGGAGAACAUGCUCAACGCCACCACCUGCAGGAGGCUUGUGCACAGCGCUGGAGCAGUGCGUCAUCUGGUACACAUCCCAGGCAAGGCUGGUGCAGAUGUGCUCCUUGUGGGCGCAGAGGCCUGUGUGCUACUGGACGGGCAGGCGCUGACUCCCCGCUGGACCCUCAACAGAGCCCAGGUCCUGAGAAAACCCAUCUUUGGCCACUACAAACCAGAUGCCUUGGCUGUGGUCAUUGAAAAUGGAACCGGCAUUCACAGACAGAUCCUGCUCCUAGACCUCAGCAGUGGGGCCAUCCUGUGGAGCCAGGCCCUCCCAAGCCUCCCUGGGGCCCCUGGGUCUGCCAGUCUGCCAACUGCAGACCACCGCUCAGCUUUCUUCUUCUGGGGCUUCCACGAACUGGACAGCACCAAUGAGACGGAGACUGGAGCCACGUGGCACAGCCUAUACAUGCUCCACCCCACCCUGCCCAAUGUGCUGCUGGAGCUGGCCAACAUCUCUGCCAACAUUGUCACCUUUGAGGCGGUCCUAUUUGAGCCAAGCCGCCAUGCUGCCUACGUCCUCCUGACAGGCCCCACAACCUCAGAUGUGCCUGGCCUGGUCUCUCUGAUCAAGCACAGAGUGCGGGACCUGGUCCCAAGCAGCAGGGUGGUACACCUGAGUGAAGCAGGGCCAGACAGCGACCAGGCUGUUAGGGACCGGUUCUCCCGGCUGCGCUACCGGAGCGAGGCAUAAAAUGGGCGCCAGCCAGAGCCUAUGGGGGAAGACUCCACCUGCUGAUGCUAGACGCUGGCCUCCCUGGACUCCUUAUUGACGGUCCCACCCCCGUGUGUGGGUGAUGGAUGCCUAAGUGUCUCCUGCUGCCCGGCAUACCAUGUCCUUCACACUGUGCCCCAUUGGGGUCCUGCUCAUGGCCAGACUGCCUUUGUGGUUCCCUCCCUGGGCUAUAUUGGGCAAGGCUUGGCCCCAUAGCACCCCAUCCUCAUACCACGCCCUUACCUCACCAGCCUCUCCCCAGGCCAGAGAGGCCAGGAUUGUGGUAGGGCACAGGGCAUCCCUAAGGACAUGCUGCUCACACUUCUUGCAGAAGUCCCUUCCCCAUUCCUGUUUGAUUCUUCUGUGCACUGUCCCCCAGAAAUCAUGGAACUCAGGGGGCCUGAGGGUGGCCUAAGGAUAGCAGCUGGGACCUGAGGAGGAAACCCUCUGGCAUGGUGGAGAAACUUGGGCCCUUUGACCCAGCCCUAUGAGGGGUGGGCUCCAGUGCAGGAGUCUCCAACCUGACAGGGGCAAUCCCACACUGGACUGUGUCACAAGGCCCGCUCUGGAGCUUUGCUCCCUGUAUGCUGUGAUUCCUGUACAUAGGUCACUACACAUGGGGCUGCUCAUCCCUCCAGAGGCCCCUGUGCCCUGGGCAUGGGAAGUGCCUCUUGUCUCCCCUCUCCCCAGGUGCUCUCAUCCCCAGUGUCACCUGGUCCAGGACUCACCUCUGUGCCUUGCUGCUCCUGAGGCCAAGGGCAGCUGUAGGCCCUGCCCAAACACAGAGCCCAAGCUCUGGAGCCAAAGCAACCAGAUGACCACAGUCACCAUGGAAGAAACCACAAUAAACACUUUUGCACUGUCUGAAAAA
Otolemur garnettii (small-eared galago) is the source of this 2761-nucleotide messenger RNA. It is a transcript of the gene FAM234A, whose product is annotated as family with sequence similarity 234 member A. NCBI's taxonomy places the organism in Eukaryota, Metazoa, Chordata, Mammalia, Primates, Galagidae. The transcript has 13 exons. Gene Ontology annotation, molecular function: protein binding. Bases 208 to 1869 code for a protein of 553 amino acids. The record is from RefSeq and is a predicted model, not a curated record.